UCACGAUAUACUGUAUAAGUUUGUGUUGCUGCUGCGGACUGUCAGGAGAAGGAAUGUGGAAUAGGAUGAUCAUGAGUUUAUUUGCAUAGGUAGUGCGAUAUACUGCCUCCGUGACAUCGUGUAUUUUGUGCUGUAGAUAUUACAUGCAAAUCGGGAAACUGAUCAGAUCCUCGUUUUCUUGUAAAUGCGCUGUUAUAUUGUGUCCUUCUCGUGUCUGUAUUAAAAGGACUUGAGGAGAAAUUGUCAAGAUGGCAGCAGCAGCAAGAGAAUAGUAAUGUGCUGGCUAUAAUUGUUCUGCUUUCCAAUUUUUUUUCCUGAACAAUUUGCAAUCUUUAGGCAACGUGGAAGCCAUUACUUCAGAUCGUUGGAUAAACCCGAACCACCGCAGAGACAGAAGCUGCAAGCACAUAUUUCUGGAUGCUGACGCAUGUUUUUUUUUUAGAUUUGUACUUGUAGUUGCAUUGCAUCAGUACGGCGUGGGAUUCUCAGUUUUUACAUCCCAGAUUCUGUUCACUCAUUGGGCUGGUGGUUACAAAGUAGUGCAAUUUACAACAGAAGUAGUAUUGUGGCUGGCAGAAAAUAACCACAUAAAGCACAUAAAUACUUGUCAUAGCGGAAUAUAUGUUUGAUUUCCAAUUGGACUGGACACAAUCGACUUUACCUUAUCUGGUUUAAGUCACAUCAAUGAAACAGUAAUACUAUGACACGCGUGUUAAAAUGCCUGUAUAUUUACAUUCAUGUUGAUAAAUAAGUAAUGUCACGCUUUUUUUUAACUACAUAAAAACAAGUUUUUGGUGCACUUAAAUUUUCUUUUCUUUCUUUUUUUUAAAGGGAUUUUUUUUGUUUUAAUUUACUUUUGGAAGCGCAUUCAUGGAAAGUGACUUUGAUAGGAAUCUCAUAGUAAUUCAUUGACAGAUCAGUAUUGCCGCAAGAAACAGACCAGUGAUUGAAAACGAAAAUGGAAGAAGCAACCCCUGACCCUCUCGACUCCCUAGAAGUUGAAAUAGACCCCGAUUUUGAGCCUCAGAGCAGGCCGAGGUCUUGCACCUGGCCCUUACCUAGACCAGAGUCCAAUGUGGGCAAACCCGAAUCCACAGACAAUUCCAUCAUCCCGGAGGAGGAAGAUGACGAAGAGGAUACUACCAAUUCCAUGACCAUCAAUGCCAACGGCAGCCUUAGCAACACCAGCAUCAACGGGGAAGACCAACACAGCCCCAAUGUUCUCCUUGUGGAAGGAAUGGGUGCAGAGUCGUCUGCCCUGGAGAAUUCAGGUUCCCCACUUUCUUCCCAUUCACCCAACGCAAUUGGAAACGGUACCAGCGGCUUUGGGGGUUCCCAGCAGCAGAGGAAGGUGUCUUCUCGCCGGAAUGCCUGGGGUAACUUGUCUUACGCUGACCUGAUUACCAAAGCCAUAGAAAGCACGCCAGAUAAAAGACUCACCUUGUCUCAAAUCUAUGACUGGAUGGUCAGAUGCGUUCCUUACUUCAAGGAUAAAGGCGACAGCAACAGCUCCGCUGGGUGGAAGAACUCGAUCCGCCACAACCUGUCUCUGCACAGCCGCUUCGUCCGGGUGCAGAACGAGGGCACAGGGAAGAGUUCCUGGUGGAUGAUCAACCCUGAUGGAGGGAAGGGGGGCAAGGCUCCACGACGACGGGCCGUCUCCAUGGACAACAGCAACAAGUACACCAAGAGCCGGGGCCGGGCCGCCAAGAAAAAGGCGGCUUUGCAGGCUGCCCAGGAGGGGGGAGCUGAGAGCCCCUCCAACCAGCUCUCUAAGUGGCCUGGCAGCCCCACAUCCCGCAGCAGCGAUGAGCUGGAUGCCUGGACUGACUUCCGCUCGCGCACCAACUCAAAUGCCAGCACUGUCAGUGGACGCCUCUCGCCGAUUCUUGCCAACCCGGAACUGGAUGAGGUGACUGAUGACGACCCCCAGCUCUCCCCCAUGCUUUACUCCAGCCCCACUACCUUGUCUCCUUCCAUCAGCAAGCCCUGCCCUGUUGAGCUACCACGGCUGACAGAAAUGAACCUCAAUGACGGGCUUUCUGACAACCUCAUGGACGAUCUUUUGGACAACAUCAGCCUGACUCCUAUCCAGCAGCCAUCCCCAGCUGAUGCCGGCAGUGGCAGCAGCAGCAGCAGCAGCAAUGGAUCCAUGCAGAGGAGUUCCAGCUUCACCUACAGCACCAAAGGCACAGCUCUGGGCUCUCCUUCUGGCAGCUACAGCAACUCAAUUUUUGGCCCUCCAUCACUCACCACCCUACGCCAGGCACCCAUGCAGACCAUCCAGGAGAACAAGCAGGCUACCUUCUCCUGCAUCUCCCACUUUGGCUCCCAGACCCUGCAGGACCUUCUUAGCUCCGACUCACUCAGCCACAGCGACGUUAUGAUGACUCAGUCGGACCCGCUCAUGUCGCAGGCCAGUGCCGCUGUCACCUCCCAGAACUCCCGCCGGAAUAUCAUGCUGCGCAGCGACCCAAUGAUGUCUUUCACCGCUUCCCAGUCCAACCAGGAAAGCCCAGUCAACCAUGGCAGCCUGCUCCUCCACCAGCCCCAAUCUCCAAACUCGUCGCUAGGGGGCAGCCAGGCUAACUUGUCUCACACGGUCAACGGGGGCAUUGGCCUAACUAACGAGACCAACAAUCUGGUUUCCAUCAAAUACCAGCUUCAGUCUCCCAGCGGUGGUAAUCAAUCUAUGCAAAUCGGCCUCUCUGACUCUUCCUUGUAUUCCAGCAUUAGCGGCAGUGGCAUCAACCUUCCUAAGAUGAACCAGGACAAGUUCCCCACCGACCUGGACCUAGACAUGUUCAACGGCAGCCUGGAGUGUGACAUGGACUCGAUCAUCCGCAGCGAGCUCAUGGAUGCUGACGGCUUGGACUUCAACUUUGACUCGCUCAUCUCUGCUCAGAAUGCCAACCUCAACGUGGGGAACUUCGUUGGUGCUAAACAGACUUCGUCCCAGAGCUGGGUUCCUGGUUGAAAAACAUCUCUUUCUUUAAAGAGUGCAGUUGGACAAAUCAGAUCCAGAAUGUGAUGGAAGACCCACCACAGUACCCUUUGCCAAAUCAACUGUCAGCACGACGUGGAUAGUAGUCUGUUUACAGAACACAAUUUCUGAGAAUCUUGUCAUUGUCCCUACGUAACAAAGAGACACAGUUAACAGAAAAUCUGUUAUUCAGUCUAAAUGAAGUUCCCAGCAAAAAAUCCAUAAAGCAACCUAUUUCAAACGUAUGCAAUCUUUGAGACAACCAGAAACAAAAACAUGCACCUACAGUAGAGAGAUAUAUUGCUAAAAGAAAGUAACUUGCAACUAUAUUGUAGCCUUUUACAGUACAGUAAUUUGUGUAAAAAAAAAAAAAAAACAAAAAAAACAAACUGUGCUGUGGUAUUACCUUAUAAAGUGGUUUCUGGGGUGUUUUAGUUCUUACUUUCCUCAUUUUUUUUUUGUGUGUGUUUAAUGUGUAACGUUUUUGUCAGCCGCAUUUUAACAAUUACCUUUGCACUCUGGCCAACUCAGAGAAGAGUGCAUUGGUAAAUUUAAAUGACAGAAGAAAGGAGAAAUCAAUGUAGUUGACUGGAUUGACCUGUCUUGCAAGCCUUCAAGACCUGGCGCCUUGAGAUUUAUUAUAAUGAAGUGAUGCAAGACCCAAGAAUGGAUUUAAUGGAGAACUUUUUUUGUUUUGUUUUGUUUUUUUUCAAAAAUGGUGCAUCCCUGUUUGAUAUUGUUUCUUUCAUUCUUUUUUUUUUUUAUUUUUCCCCUCGUGGUACAUCUUUCACAAGCACUGAAUUCAGGACAGAUUAUAAAUGUGUGUGUGUGUGUUACUGUACCAGUCUUGUCAAGGUUCUGUCUGGUCUAAUGAAGUGCUAAGGAAUGGGGACUGCCUGUAAUAAGGCUUUGCUGACUCAGUACAAUAUAAUAUGUAGCCAAAACCUGAUCUAGCGUUGAAUAUGAUGCUACACCUUGGAAGGUGCUAAACAGUGUUCGGUCUGUCUCGGGCCUGUUCUUUCCCAGGUGACCAGGUAGAUAUACUGAUUAACUAAAAAUAAAUGAGAGGUCACAUGACAGCGUUGGAUUAUAGUUUUCCGCCUGGAAGCCAUUCUAUUUAAAAAAAAAUGAUAAGCUAUCUUGUAUAUUGCCAAAUUACUUGAACAUGUAGGAGAUGCUGGCAGCCAAAUAUAUAACACAUAAAUAAAUAAAUAAAUAAAUAAACACCCAUAGUUUUAAUUGAGAGUUGACUUGUGUGUGAAUUAGGGACUUUCAUAUAUGCAACCACUCAGGGUGUUUCACCUGUGGACAUCAGCAGCAGUGGGGUUUUUAGCUUUUUUUCUUUUUAUUUCCAUUUAAGACAAAUAAGAAAUUAUAGUAAAAAAAUUAUAAAGUCUGCGUAUCUUCUUUUACAGAAGCAGACUGCCUUCCUGUAUGACAAAAACAAACAGAAUUAAGCAUAAAUCGAAAUGCCACAGACAUUUCUCUUCAUUUAUUUAUUUAUUUUUUUAACAUUAUUCUGUCCUUUAGCGUUGCGUUAUUAUGUAUCCGCCAGGAAUUUUUCAGAACUGACAUUAGCAUAUUUCACAGAGUAAAAUCUGGUGUCAUGUGUAAGAGGCAAAUAAAGAAAUUGAUAAAAAAUAAUGGCUGCCAGUAACAUAAACACAGCUCAACUUAUAGUGCAGCUCAGAAUUCCAAUCAUUUUAAACAUACUUCUGUGGAGUAGAUUGUGGAAGUUUCUUGUUUGAUAAGACAAUGUAAUGCGUAUUCUGUUUUAAUAUGAAUCAAAGGCAGAUCAUUAUGCAUGGCUGGUACGUAAAUGCAUUAGCAGUGCACCCCAAAGUGUAAUGCAUGACUAGUCUCCGCACUGAUAACCUGAGUGAUGUUGAAAAUACCCCCCCAACUCCUCUGUACCUCCAUCACUGACCCCAAGAGAAGUAGCAUUGAAGUAACACUUCACGACAUCAUGGCUUUUCCUUAUGAAAUCUUGUAACCUGUAACACUUGUUCCUUUUUAUAUAUACAAGCCUCCUCUCCCUAACUCCUACCUACCUUUCAUCUUUUUCAUCAAGCCAUUCACUGAACGUGUGCUUUAUGUGCUAAUGUGUGGGUAGAAUACUAGCAUAUCAACAAUUAAUGCGACUGUGGAAUUUAAAUUUUUUAAAAAUCAGUUUUGUUUUCAUCAGUUAUUAAGGUAGUAUAAUCCCAAGUAAGAGUCAAGAUUAGGAAAGGGGUGGGGUAGAGUUCCCAGCCUGUGUCAUGAGUACCAAACACAUUGCCAUCCUUUUUAUAUUGAAAAGGACUUAUUUCCACAAAGUUAUGUUUUAAAAAAGAAAAACACACGUUGGUUUCCUUUGAACAAUGGUGCUGUCUGGUUCAGUCGCUCCCAAUUCUUACCAAGGCUGAUUAUGUAUAAUGGUCACAUAGCCUUGAACAUACAGUCACAAGACUCCUAGAGGUCUAUUUAAUGAACUAUGAUGGAUCUUAAUAUACAGCCGCUCUAAAACUCAUAACCCUGCUCUAUCACAGGUUUCAUUCCAUGAUAUUUGUAUUACAUGUUGCUAAUAAUGGUGUCAAUAAAAUAUCCUGGGGGGAGGGGAACGGGCAGCAGGAUUCAUAAUUAUUUAAGCCGUGUUUGUGAUGCUCUCCAGUUUUAAGAGACCAGGCCUAGUUCUACACUUAAAAGCUGAUUCUAAAAAAACAACUGUAACUGGGGUUUAGGCAGCAGGAGAGAGUAGAGCAGGGUUUGUACUCGGUUGUGUGCCACAGAGGUGACAGCUCUAGGUCUCCAAGUGUAUUGUUCCUAAGGAUGUGUGCGAGAGCUGUCGUGGAAACUACCCAUGGGUUUACUUUGUGAUGUUAGGAAACUUUUUAUUAUGUAAUACAAUGAUUAGAAUUCAUUCUCUCUCUCUCUCUCUCUCGCUCUCGCUCUCGCUCUCGCUCUCUCUCUCUCAUUACAGGAUCAGGGACUGAAAUUAAGAUUUUAACAUUAACAUAGAAAUUAAUAAUGCUGCACAUCAGCAAUUCAAAUAAAUGCACUAUAAGCUUUGUCAGUGUAACAUGGUUCACGCAAAUGUUAAGAGCAUUGCUCUUAAUUACCAUGUUUAUUAAAAAAAUAUAUUAAAAAAAAGAAAAAAAUGACAAGAGCUGUCCUUAUUGUCCUUAGCACAAACAGGCUGCCGGAAAAGAGAAGAAUAUACUACCUUAAUAAUAAAUAACAUGUCAAACUUGAUUUAUAACCUUCCCCUUUUGAACUUCAGUAGUAAUUGCUUCUCUACUUGAUGUUAGUGGGUAUAUGUCCCAGUGUAUUCCAUUUUGAAUUGUAUUCUAGUUUGUAUAAGAAAUGGUGUGCAUGUAAAUAAAGCUCUGUGAAGCUCUA
Acipenser ruthenus (sterlet) is the source of this 6361-nucleotide messenger RNA. Its product is annotated as forkhead box protein O3. NCBI's taxonomy places the organism in Eukaryota, Metazoa, Chordata, Actinopteri, Acipenseriformes, Acipenseridae. The record is from RefSeq and is a predicted model, not a curated record. Bases 959 to 2977 code for a protein of 672 amino acids. Gene Ontology annotation, molecular function: DNA-binding transcription factor activity, RNA polymerase II-specific; RNA polymerase II cis-regulatory region sequence-specific DNA binding. Gene Ontology annotation, cellular component: mitochondrial matrix; nucleus. Gene Ontology annotation, biological process: regulation of transcription by RNA polymerase II. The transcript is spliced from 3 exons.